This is a messenger RNA of Carassius carassius (crucian carp), 751 nucleotides long. RefSeq names its product astrocytic phosphoprotein PEA-15-like. Bases 234 to 626 code for a protein of 130 amino acids. The record is from RefSeq and is a predicted model, not a curated record. NCBI's taxonomy places the organism in Eukaryota, Metazoa, Chordata, Actinopteri, Cypriniformes, Cyprinidae. Gene Ontology annotation, biological process: MAPK cascade; regulation of apoptotic process. The transcript is spliced from 4 exons. Gene Ontology annotation, molecular function: protein binding.
GGAGGAACAGGCGUUUCCAUCCUCAAACCGGCGAGACGCUCAGUGUUCAGCACCGCACUGACUUCAUCAACUCUUUGACGCUUUCGACGCUGAUGUGUUGAACGAACUGUAUUUUGUAACUGGGCUUUGUAUUUGCGCGUGACUAAAGCGUACAGCGGGUCAUCCAUCACCACACCGAGAGCAUCUUCAUCAUCAUCUUCAUCAUCAUCGCUGGAUCAGCGGGUCGCGCGCAGAUGUCUGAAUACAGCUCGCUGUUGAGUGAUCUGUCUGAGAACAUCACUAAUGAAGACCUGGAGCAGCUGAAGUCGGCCUGUAAGGAGGACAUCCCCGAAGACCAGAGCAACGCCAUCACCUGCUCCAAAGACUGGUUCAGUUACCUGGAGAAGAAUGACAAACUGGCACAAGAUAACCUGUCCUACAUAGAGCACAUCUUUGAGAUCUCGCGGCGGCCGGACCUCUUGACUCGAGUCAUCGAGUACCGCACGACUGUGCUGAAGAUCUCUGAAGACGACGAGAUCGACACCAAACUCACACGCAUCCCCUCGGCCAAGAAAUACAAGGAUAUCAUUCGCCAGCCGUCAGAAGAUGAGAUUAUCAAACUGGCCCCUCCCCCUAAAAAAGCAUGAGGUCAAAGUUCAUGACCUCUGCUCCUCCUCCCGGCACUUCAUCUUGCCCAUCAUCGUCACCAAGCCCCGCCCACUCCUCCUCAUCCAACAGAACAGAAGCCAAGCAGCCAAUCAGAUCAAGAUGC